AUGAAGUAUCUAAAUAUUCUGGCAAUUGUCUUGCACUUGGCCAUUUCCAGUGCGGAGUUCUUUAGCUCGACAAGCAGUCUGGAGCAGCUAUUACGUACGGAGGUGAUACUGUUAUCAGAGCUACAGAAUUAUGUAAACGAAAUAAAAGAGCAUGCGGAGUUAUUACAAAGUGAAAUCGAUGCUAUUAAAGCGGAGCAUCUAAGCGCCUCGGAUAGCAUCGAGGGUUACCUCAACAAUCCGGUGAACGCGUUUCGAUUGAUAAAGCGACUGCACAGCGAUUGGGAAACCUUCGAGAGCAAUGUGGAGAACGAGGCGAGUCGCAUAAAUUACCUCGAGGCAAUUGCCGGCCACAGGGAGAACUUGAGCUACCCCACGAAGGAGGAUUUUGUGGGCACAGCCUUGGCAUUAACGCGACUGCAACAGACCUAUCAGCUGGAUGUUGGCGAGCUGGCGAGUGGCAUGUUGAAUGGUGUCAAAUACGGGGCGCCCAUGUCCUGGCAGGACUGUUUUGUGCUGGGCCAGCAUUUGUAUGAGUUGCGCGAUUACAACAACACUGUGCCCUGGCUGCAGCAAUCCAUGCAACUUUUGGUGCAACAACACUACGCUGAGGAGUCCGCUUCACUGGACUUCAUGGAAGCUGUCGUCAGUUAUCAUCAGGCGAUGGGCGACUAUCAAAAUGCACUGAGUCUGAUCAAUCAUGUGCUAUCCGUGCAGCCGGAACAACGGCUGCAUCUGUUGCAGACGCGUUUCCAGCUCGAGCAGCUCAUCAGGGAUGGUGUGAAACGCGGCCUGAUGCAUGAGGUGAUGCGUAGUCCAGGGGACUAUCACGCCAGCCGGGAGUAUCAACUCUAUCAGCAGGUCUGUCGGCAGGAAUUGACGCCAACUUCCUCAGCCCAACGUGAACUGCGCUGUCGACUUCACAGCCGAUUAGCUUAUGUGCCUUACAAGCUGGAGGAACUGCACCUAGAUCCUUAUGUGGUGCAGGUUCAUGACGUUAUUAGCCCUAAGGACUCCAUUGCGCUGCAGAAACUGGCUCGACCAGAGCUACAGCGAUCGCAGGUUUAUACUCUAGGUGGAAGUGAUCCAACCUCUGCCAACUUUCGCACCAGCAAAGGCACCAGUUUCCACUACGGAAAGCAUCCGGCCAUGCAGAGAUUGAGGCAACACAUGUCCACUAUAUCGGAGCUGAACAUGAACUCCGCAGAGUUGCUGCAAAUCGCCAACUACGGCAUUGGCGGACACUACGAACCUCACAUGGACAGCUUUGACGAGACCCAUGACUACAGUCAAGAUGUGGACAGUACAAAUCGUCUGGCCACUGGCAUCUUCUAUCUAUCUGAUGUGGAAGCCGGUGGUGGCACCGCCUUUCCCUUUCUGCCACUGCUGGUUACACCUGAGCGAGGCAGCCUCCUCUUUUGGUACAAUCUUCAUCCUUCCGGUGACCAGGAUUAUCGCACCAAGCAUGCUGGUUGUCCUGUUCUCCAUGGCAGCAAAUGGAUUGCCAAUGUCUGGAUACGCUUGAGACACCAAGACCAAGUGAGACCCUGCAAACUGGAGAGGAAUCAUGAGAUCUCUUUGCCCUACAAGAACUACAGCUAAUAGAAUAGUAUUAGGUGAUAAUUUCAAUUUAUUCUGCCGCCAUUUGUGAUAAAAAUAGACAGAAAUUUAAAAUAAAGUAAUUUACUGAUUUGAUUAAAGUAA
This is a messenger RNA of Drosophila innubila, 1701 nucleotides long. RefSeq names its product prolyl 4-hydroxylase subunit alpha-2. The record is from RefSeq and is a predicted model, not a curated record. Gene Ontology annotation, molecular function: procollagen-proline 4-dioxygenase activity; protein binding; iron ion binding. The transcript is spliced from 6 exons. Gene Ontology annotation, biological process: peptidyl-proline hydroxylation to 4-hydroxy-L-proline. Bases 1 to 1599 code for a protein of 532 amino acids. NCBI's taxonomy places the organism in Eukaryota, Metazoa, Arthropoda, Insecta, Diptera, Drosophilidae. Gene Ontology annotation, cellular component: endoplasmic reticulum.